Durusdinium trenchii is the source of this 1430-nucleotide messenger RNA. NCBI's taxonomy places the organism in Eukaryota, Dinophyceae, Suessiales, Symbiodiniaceae. The record is from the annotation of a GenBank genome assembly.
CUUAGGUUGGAGGCCAUUGCUCAUUUGUGUUCUUCCAGCAAUCAAACUUGUCAGCAGCUCCGUCAUCGCCAUGGUAGCAUUUGCGCACUUGCUUGCUGUUGCAGCACCUGUGUUUGUCAUUGCUAGUUUGGCUAUGCCUGCAGGGAUAGGAGGUGGAAUGCUCUAUGUGCCACUGCUCAUUGUGACCCACAUCGCAGACCCACGCUUGGCUGCAGUCCUUGCACAGCCCAUCAUCGUCGGCGCCGCUCUGGCUGGAAACUCCUUCAAUAUCGCCUGGCAGUUCCGACACAAAGAGCAAAAGUUGCUGGAUGGGCAUUUGGCAUUGGCAAUGAUAGCGCCCUGCCUGGCUGGCAAUUUGGUUGGAUCCAUUAUGAACCAACUGUUGCCAUCAGCUAUCAUUAUGAUUUUGCUCUUGCUACUCGCCGGAAGUACCUUCCAAAGUUCCGCUAGAAGGGCUUUGAAGAUGUGGAAAGCAGAGAAUGCUGUGCGUUCAGAUGCUUCGAGAAAUGGACAAGCAGACGUUGUAAGAGCCCCACCUGCUGUAGUUGGGAGAGAGGUGGAGUUGCCUGCUGCAUCGGAGACAGUUCCUGAAAGCACGAGCACAUCAGAGGGCAAUGAGGAGUGCGAUGAUGACACUCCUUACACUCAUGUCUCUUUCUUCUCCGAUUCCAUGACUUCUCAGAGUGACCGAACUUUGACAAGGAGACGCCCAUCUACCCUGCCCCUGCCGGGCAAUGUCGUGUCGACCGAUGUCUCUCAAGAUCCGAAAAGUCCAUGGGAUGCUUGCAGACUUUGGGGCAAGUUCAUUUUGGUAUGGAUUUGCAUGAUCCUAGUCGUGGCGAUGCGCGGUGGCUCUGGGCAUUCCAUCAUUUCGAUCACAAGCUGCUCGUGGCAGUAUUGGUUGGUGACAGCCACUGGCUUUUUUCUCCUCAUGUUGGUCGGUGCAUUGACUCGCCAGCCUGAAGCUCCGUGGUAUAUUUGUGUGGUCAUCGGAGCCCUUAGCGCUGUGGUGGGCAUUGGUGGAGCCAUCGUGCUCAAUCCCAUGAUGGUCAAGAGGGGCAUCGAGGUGCAAGCGGCCACGGCCACAGCAUCGUUGAUGGUCUUGGUGAUGAGCACUUGCAGCACCUCGCUCUUUCUGCUGGGUGGAUUUGUUCCACCUUUGCCCGCCGUCACCUUGGGCGUGGCAGCUUUCCUGGGUUCGAUGUGCGGGAAGACGGUGGUGAGCUACCUGGUGAGCCACACAGGGCGCACGUCCCUCCUUGUCAUCUUGCUGGCCUUUUUCAUAGCAGUGUCUGGCACAACGGUGUUGGUGCAGGGGUCAAUCGAAAGCAUCAAUGAGUUCAGGGCCGGAGAGAAUCCAUUGACUGAAUUCCAUACGCCUUGCUAGCUUUGGCUGAAAUGCGGAUUGAUCUUAGACGCAGCUUCGUGAG